Aureobasidium namibiae CBS 147.97 is the source of this 414-nucleotide messenger RNA. RefSeq lists its product as uncharacterized. The coding region runs from base 1 to 414 and encodes 137 amino acids. The record is from RefSeq and is a predicted model, not a curated record. The transcript has a single exon. Lineage: Eukaryota; Fungi; Ascomycota; Dothideomycetes; Dothideales; Saccotheciaceae.
AUGACUGACGAGGAAGGAGACAUGACGGCCAGAAUGAAUCACCUCUCCCUCGUCAUGGCCGAGAACAAACUGCUCAGAACCAUGAACACCGAAUUGAGAAGCAAGCACACCAGAGAUGUCGAGAAGAUCUCGGAUCUUGAGAACCAGAUCGCUUCGUUUGAACCAUCAGCCAAGAAUGCCAGGGACGCCGACAAGAUCUUCAAUCUCAAGCAGGAGCUUGAUGCUCUCUUCCAAGCCAAGGAAGCAUCGGACAACCUGCUCGAGAUCGCCAAGGCGAAGCUCAAGGAGAGCGAGAAGAAGAACAAGGAACAGGGUCAGGAGCUCAGGAUGUACACCGAAAUCGAGGCAUCCAAGAAGAGGGUGGUGGAGAUGCAUCUUAAGAAAGUCGAACGAGCAAACAAGGAUCAGAAGUAG